This is a messenger RNA of Caenorhabditis angaria, 1773 nucleotides long. Lineage: Eukaryota; Metazoa; Nematoda; Chromadorea; Rhabditida; Rhabditidae. The record is from the annotation of a GenBank genome assembly.
AUGACUGAGGAAAUCGAUAGCCGUGAUGCCAACAUCGCUCCAAUCAAAGAAGAAUACAUCCUUCCGGUAAAUAUAAUCACUAAUAAAAAACUUAAACGUCCAAUCGCAAUUAUUUCAGAGAGAAGAUAAUGUGUUGUCUGAAGAGGCGCAAGCGUUGCCAAAGAAAGAUAGGAGAGGAAUGAAUAAAACUCGACGAAAGGAUAUGAAACAUGCUGAAACUCGAAUUCGCGCAAGUACAGUUCGUCUUUGUCCAUCAGUUAUUCAACCAGUUCAAUGUAAAUUUGGCGAGAAAUGCACUUCGGAACAUGAUAUUUCGAAAUUUCUUGAAGGUAAAAGAUACUUGAUUUUGAAAAAAAUCAUUGAAUUUUUUUCCAGCAAAGUCUGCUGAUAUUUCGGAUAAAUGUCCGGUUUACGAGGCUCGUGGAACUUGUCCCUUCAGCUACGCUUGUCGAUUUGGUGGAGCUCAUAUUGAUGAAAACGGAAAGCAAACUGAAAUGAGUCUAGAGAAACCAUACGAAGCUACAAAGAAUGCGCAAAGUAUGGCAAUUCAAGUUGCACUUCGAAAAAGAACCUAUGAUUUCGAGAGAUCGGAUAAAGCUUUAGAAGGGUUGAAAAAUGAAACAAUUGGUUCAAUGGAAUUUGAGAAACCUAAACUUGACAUGUCUAAAUUGGAUAGACUCAAAUAUCUCGCACCACUUACAACAGUUGGAAAUCUGCCAUUCCGCCGAAUUUGUGUUGAAUAUGGAGCUGAUAUAACAUGCGGUGAAAUGGCUUUAGCUACAAGUAUUCUAGCUGGAACACCAUCCGAAUAUAGUUUAUUGAAAAGACAUCCUUGCGAGAAAAUAUUUGGUGUUCAAUUAGCUGGCGGAUUUGCGGAUACAAUGGCAAAAGCAUCACAAAUUAUUGUUGAUAAUUUUGAUGUUGAUUUUAUUGAUAUUAAUAUGGGUUGUCCAAUUGAUGUGGUAAAUCAAAAAGGUGGAGGAUGUGCAUUGCCACAUCGGCCAUCGAAAUUGUUGGAAGUUUUAUCAGCGACAAAACAAGUUAUUGGAAAUUGUCCGUUGACUGUCAAAAUUCGAACUGGCUUGAAAGAAGGAGUUUUGAAAGCACCAGAAACUAUCGAAACUAUGAAGAAGAAUUCGUAUCAUUGGCCAGAUUUGAUUACUUUUCAUCCAAGAAGCAAGUGAGUUUUGAAAAAAAUAGUUUGUAUGUAUGCUCAAAAUUUUCAGGGAACAGAGAUAUACAAAAUUGGCAAACUGGGAUUAUACAAAUGAUGUUGUUGAAGCUGCGAAACCUAUUCCUGUUUGGGCUUGCGGUGAUGUUUUGGGUUGGGAGGAUUAUUAUGAGCGACUCGAAAAAUAUCCGGUCAAUGGAAUUAUGAUUGGUCGCGGUGCUUUAAUCAAACCCUGGAUUUUCACCGAAAUUGAGGAGAGAAGAACAUGGGAUAUUUCAUCCACUGAACGUUUCGAAAUGCUCAAAAAAUUCGUCGACUACGGUCUCGAUCAUUGGGGAAGUGAUGAUGCUGGAGUUGAGCGAACUCGUCGAUUCCUCCUCGAAUUUUUGUCAUUCACCUGUCGCUAUAUUCCUGUGGGACUUCUUGAAGUCAUUCCUCAAAGGAUUAAUGAUAGACCACCAAGAUUCUGCGGGCGAAACGAGUUGGAAACAUUGCUUGCCAGUCCGCGAGCCGAUGAUUGGAUUGAGAUUUCGAAACGGUUACUUGGACCAACUCCCGAUGGAUUUACGUUUAUCCCAAAGCACAAAGCUAGCUCAUAUUGA